This is a messenger RNA of Micromonas pusilla CCMP1545, 1575 nucleotides long. Its product is annotated as ATP-binding cassette superfamily. Bases 1 to 1575 code for a protein of 524 amino acids. The transcript has a single exon. Lineage: Eukaryota; Viridiplantae; Chlorophyta; Mamiellophyceae; Mamiellales; Mamiellaceae. Gene Ontology annotation, molecular function: ATP binding; ATP hydrolysis activity. The record is from RefSeq and is a predicted model, not a curated record.
AUGCAAGUCAACGGCGUGGAGCUCGUGAGCGACUGCGCGAUCGAGCUCAACCACGGGCGACGGUACGGCGUGUUAGGCGUGAACGGCUGCGGGAAGAGCAACCUCCUCGCCGCGCUCGCGAAUCGCGAGGUGCCGAUCCCCGAGCACGUGGACGUGUAUCACCUGAGAGAGGAAGCGGAGCCGACGGAACGCACCGCGCUCGAGGCGGUCGUGGAUCACAUCAAAGCCGAGGUGAACCGCCUGCAGAAGCUCGAGGCCGCGGUCCUCGCGGAGGGCGGACCCGGGGACGAGCGCUUGCAGCCGCUGUACGAGCGCUUAGAAGAGCUCGACCCGGCGAUGUUUGAAGCGCGUGCGGCGGAGCUGCUUCACGGGUUGGGCUUUGACCGGCCGAUGAUGCGCCGCGCGACGAAGGACAUGUCCGGCGGGUGGCGGAUGCGCGUCGCGCUCGCGCGCGCGCUCUUCGCCGCGCCCGCGCUUCUUCUCUUGGACGAGCCCACGAACCACCUCGACCUGAGCGCGUGCGUGUGGCUCGAGCAUUACCUCUCGAAGUACGACAAGUGUCUGCUCGUGAUCUCGCACUCGCAGGACUUUCUGAACGGCGUCUGCACGCACGUGAUUCGAUUAUCGAACAAACGUCUGACGUACUACACCGGCGACUACGACACGUACCAGAAGACGCUCAGGAACGAGGAGGUGAUUCAACAGAAGAAGCACGACAAAGAGCAGGCGGACAUUAAGCACCUGAGGGAGUUUAUCGCGUCGUGCGGGACGUACGCGAACAUGAUGAAGCAGGCCAACUCGAAGCAGAAAAUUCUGGACAAGAUGGAAGCGGCGGGGCUGACGCCGUCGCCGAAAGCGGACAAGACGUUCUCGUUCUCGUUCCCGGAGUGCCAUAAGCUUCCGCCGCCGGUGUUGCCGUUCAAGAACGUGUCGUUCCGGUACCCCGGCGCGGACGAGAGCGCGGGGAUGCUCCUGAAAGAUUUGGAGUUUGGCGUCGACACGGACUCGAGGAUCGCGCUCGUGGGCCCAAACGGCGCAGGCAAGUCGACGCUCCUCAAGCUCAUGACCGGCGAGAUCGAACCCGUGGCCGGGACGGUGUCGAGACACGCGUCGUUAUCCAUCGGGAGGUACCACCAGCACUCCGUGGACGUGUUAGAUCCGGGGAGUCACCCCGUGGAUUUCUUCGCGGGAACGUACGCGGCGAUGAAAAAACCAGUCGACGAGUGGCGCGGGUUCCUCGGGAAGUUCGGCAUCAGCGGAAGAGCGCAGACGACGCCGAUCGGUUUACUCUCCGACGGUCAAAAGUCGAGACUCGUGUUCGCGAUGAUUUGCGUCGGGAAGCCGAACCUCCUCCUCCUGGACGAGCCGACGAACCAUCUGGACAUCGACGCGAUCGACUCUCUCGCGGAGGCGAUAAACGCCUACGCCGGCGGAUUGGUCCUCGUGUCGCACGACUUCCGUCUGAUCGACCAGGUCGCGAAGGAGAUCUGGGUCUGCGACGGCGGCGGCGUCGAGGUGUGGAAGGACGACAUACGGGCGUACAAGCGGAAGCUCGCGAAAGCCGCGGGGCUGUGA